AUGCCUGCACCGAAAAAUAUAUUUCAUCUCCCGAAAGAAGGCCCUAGAAUAACGGGCAACGAGCAAGAAAACAGGAGAGGUGAUUCAAUGUUCCUCAACUGCACGUCAGGGCGGUCAUAUCCCGCGGCUGUGCUCAGUUGGGACAUCGAUGGGGAGAAGACUAUGUUACAUAAAGCCGGUCUUCCAAUAAUAUCAAUCUGACAUAUGACAUUACUUUGAGGUUAUAGCGUUUCAUGGCUUACGGCUCUAGCCGGGACCAAAAUCCUAACGUGCCAUUCGAAGCAAGAUAAAGCUCGAGAUAGUAAAUUUUUGGUCACCCAACCUAAGACUAGCCAUUUCAAAAGUUGCUUAACAUCCGUAUCGCAGAACGAGUGUACUAACCACUGUGCCAUCGAGCUCGAUUUACACUAACAUGACGAAGUUUUUCUACAGGUGACCGAUCCAGAACUGCUGGUAGAAUAUCCACCUAUGCAACAUGCACAUGGCCUGUUGUCAGUAGCCCUGGGUCUUAGAGUACCAGUUGGGAGGACAAUGCAAGUGCGUUGCACAGCACGGGUAGCGCCCGCGUGGCGGGAAGGCAGCGAAGCUGUGGUCGGCAGUAGUCAUCUUGCUGACAGCAAAGAGGCUAUGCUUCUAGGUAAGCACUGAUACAAUUCUUAUAAAUUAAACCAAAAUGGCGAUUUUCCGCGCAGUUUCAGAUCUUCGGAAUACUGCGUGGUUAUGAUUAUGCGGCGCGUGCUUGAGACCCGAAAUGUUGCUACUGCGCAGUCGCCAUUUUGGGUUCUGUACAUAUGGUAUAUCCUGCUCGGUAAUAAAAUAAGCUUAGUAAAUUGUAACAGUUAG
Molecule: messenger RNA, 843 nt
Organism: Diatraea saccharalis (sugarcane borer)
Lineage: Eukaryota; Metazoa; Arthropoda; Insecta; Lepidoptera; Crambidae
Source: the annotation of a GenBank genome assembly